AACAAUCGGACAACUAAAAAAAGAAAACCCUGCACUAAAUUCGUGACCAAAGAAGGCUCCAUCAUGUACAGCAAGAAGCUGGAACGGAUGCACCGCCCGGCGUCGGACAUCACGAAGUACGACAAUGAGCCGUACAUGAAGAACCCAUUGCUCAAGUUCCGGAUCAGCGAGGUGCACGAACGCCGGCACUACGAGUUCCUCAAGCAAAAGGCGGCGGAUGUCAAGGUACGGGUGGCCCGCCAGCAGUGGCAGCCGGAGCCAGACAUCCGUCCGCUGCCCCAGUCUCACUACGAGGAUAACCUGCGACGCGAGGUGAGAAAGAUUGUGGUGCCGCCGAUGCUGCGCCGCACGGAGGCUAAGAUCCUCAGUUUCGCCUCGGAGCGGUUGAAGAACAAGUACCCGGAGCUGGUGAAGGCCUACAUGCAGGACGUGCACCAGGAGUUCAACCGUUUGAUGAAGGUCUACAGUAUGAAGAACAUCCUGCGGCAUCCGGAAUUCUCCGACGAGGAUCCGUCACAAUUUGAGCUGCCCCACCCCGACAUUGGCUUCCGACGGCCGGGUCGCACUCAGAACUACAGCAACUUCCUGGAGAACCGGCGACGCAUUGCCCAGAGGCUUCUGAUCCUUCAGCAGCCGCUAAGGGCCAUCCUCAAUAUAUCCGUCGGAGAAUUGCCGAACCUGGCCUGCGUCUUCCACUAUGUGCUGGCCACCGGCGCCAUGCAGCAGCAGCUGGGAUUGGGAGGACGGGAGGCGCUGUCUUACAAGUUCUACCGCAAGUAUAUCCAGAAUCAGCUGGACAAGGUAAACACCUUUCUUAGGUGGACCUGGUACCCCAAAGUGGUUCUGGUGCUGCGCAAGCUAAUGCGCAAGCGCGUGAUGCCGAUGAGCACAUGGAAGCGGGCCUGGAACGCUCUGGAGGGCCUGAUGAACCGCGAGAUGACUAACAUGAAGAUCCGAACCUUCGAGGAGAUGUACAGGAUGUGCAGCCAUCCACGCACGAUGCCCAUGCUGCGCAUGUCACUAGAAUGGGCUGAGUUUUCCAGCGAUCUGGACACGCGGCCCAAUGUCUGGGCCAUCCUGCGCACUUUCGCCGAGAUCGCCACCGAGAUCUCGAUGGUGGGGUACCGCAUGGAGCCACUGCAGCCCCAGGUGCAGACGCUCACCUCGAUGGCCAUGUACGCGAAGGUAAACGAUUACCUAAAGAUUGAGAUGAAUGAGAACUACCUAAAGGACGUGAUCGAUAAGGUUCAAAACAUAAUCAUGCGGACGUAUCAGGAGGUGAUCCAGUACAUCGACGGCUUUCGGGACAAGUAUUAUGCACUGUACUCCUGGCAGGAACGAGAUGCGCUGAAUCAGUUUUUGUCCGAACCGCAUGAGUUCGAGGAGUAUUUUGCCCGGAUCGACAUGUACUACGGAUUCAUUCAAAUGCUGCGAAGCGAACCCGGAACCGAAUACUUUGUGAUGGCAGUAAUCCACAACGAGCCGGCAGUAAUCGGUCUUCGUACCCUGGCCGAGAACCUGAUCCAUGAGAUAACCACAAUCAUCAUUCGGGAGCACAUCAAGGCAGAGGUGGAGAUUUGUGACGAGUUCGAGAAGAUCAAGUACCGGGCGCUGGAGAUCCCGAAGUCCACGGAGGAGCUGUUGGAGAGCGCGGAAUACAUGAUUCUCGUGAAAAAGGAGAAGAUCGCCGAGUUGACCGACCGCAUCCAGUACUGCCUGCAAGUGGGCACCAACAUCGUCGAGCUGACCGAGAUGUCCAAAUACCACUUUGACCUGACCAUCAAGACUAUUAACUGGAUCAAGGACAUCAACGACAUCUGCGACUACAAUGCCUCGCAGCAGGAGCAGUUCAAGUUCACCUUCGAGGAGCAUCUGCAGGAGGUCAUCCGGAAGCUGAACACGGACAUAGACGACCUACUGCCCAAGUUGGCCGUCAUCGAUGACAUGAGUCGACCGGAAAAGUUCCGAGACAGCUACAUUAUACUGCAGAAUUUUAUAGACCAGCUAAAGACCUUCGACGACUACGUGGCUUGGAUCAACAAGGAGGAGAAGCUCUUUAAGAUCGCCAUAACUGAAUAUCCCAAAUUGGAGAUCAUCAAGACGUUCGUCUACCCAUUUGCCGAGCUUAUGAAAUGCUGUAUUGAGUGGCAGCGAUACUUGAGCGUGUGGAACGAUGGACCCUUCGAGUAUCUGGAACCCCAGUUUGUGGAGAGAACUACGGACGAUUACCUUAAGGAGUUCCAGAAAAAUCAAAAGUACUACAGAGUCAAAAUAAAACAAGAUCUAAUUGAUAAUCCUGUGUGCAAAUUCAAGGGUCAAACCGAAGACCCAGAUCCGGCCAAGCACCCAGUUCCCCUGCGACUGUGCACUUCGAUGAUCCAGUCCAUCAAAGACUUCACCACCGGCGUGUUUAUAGUGAAUACUAUGUGCAAUCCGGCUCUGCGCAAGCGCCACUGGAAGGAGAUGUCCGAGAUAGCGGGCUGGGAUGUCACACCCGAUGCGGGAACUACUCUGCGCAAGAUCCUCAACUCCGGUCUGGAUCCGAUCCUCGAUCAAUUUGAGAUCAUCAGUAUCGGGGCCAAUAAGGAGCUGCAGCUGUGGAAUGCCCUGCAGGCCAUGAUCAAGGAGUGGGAGAGCAGGGUCUUUCCCUACGGUCCAUACAAGGAGACGGGCGUAAUGAUCCUCAGCAGUCUGGAUGACAUCCAGGCCCUGCUCGACGACCACAUCCUCAAGACGUUGGUCAUGCGAGGCUCGGCGUUCAUGAAGCCCUGCGAGGAGGAAGUGCGGGCCUGGUACGAGAAGAUCAUGCGGGUUAAUGAAACACUAGAUCAGUGGGGCAAGGUGCAGGCCAACUACCUGUACCUGCUGCCCAUCUUCUCAUCGAAGGACAUAGUGGCCCAGAUGCCCGAAGAGGGUCGCCUCUUCGUCAUCGUGGAGCAGACCUACACUAGGAACAUGGGCUUGGUCCUGCGGCAACCACUGGUGAUGGAAACUGCGCCCGUUUCGGGUUUGCUUGAGUCCUUGCAGAAGGCCAACGAACUGCUGGAGGAUGUAGCCACCGGCGUGAGCAAUUACCUGGAGAAAAAGCGUCUAUACUUCCCGCGCUUCUUUUUCCUGGCCAACGACGAGAUGCUUGAGAUUCUCUCCGAGACGAAGGAUCCGCUGCGCGUGCUACCACAUCUGAGCAAGUGCUUCGAGGGCAUAAAUAGCCUGGAGUUCGAUGCGGCCAAGAAUGUGCUGGCCAUGAUUAGCAGCGACAAGGAAUCGAUCGAGUUCAUGGAGCAGGUCUCCACAGCGGCGGCCGGAGGAAGUGUGGAGAAGUGGCUGAUUGGAGUGGAGGACGAGAUGCUAAAGGCGGUGCGCUACCAGAACGAGCUCUCCUUCGCCCACUACCCGAAGGUCAAGCGGCACGAGUGGGUGCUGGAGUGGCCCCAGAUGACGGUGCUGGCCAUCUCGCAGGUGUAUUGGGCAUCCCGCGUCCACGGAUGCCUGCGUCGCACCUUCGGCGGCAAUAUGACCAUCAUGAUGAACUUCUUCCAGGAGCUGUCCAAGGAGCUAAACGAUAUUGUGACGCUGGUUCGCUCGCCAAAGAUCAGCAACCUCAAUCGGAUCACCAUUAAGUCAUUGAUUGUGAUCGAUGUGCAUGCCAAGGACGUCUCCGAGGACCUCAUCAAGAAUAAGGUCAGCAGUGAGUUCGACUUCCAGUGGCUGGCCCAGAUGCGUUACUACUGGGAGGACGAAAAGACCUGGGUGCGAAUAAUCAACGCCACUGUGCCCUUUGCCAACGAGUAUCUCGGCAACUCGGAUCGCCUGGUGAUCACCCCUCUGACGGAUCGUUGCUAUCGCACCCUGGUGGGAGCCUAUCAGCUGCAUCUAAACGGAGCUCCGGAGGGACCUGCUGGAACGGGAAAGACGGAGACCACCAAGGAUCUGGCCAAGGCUCUGGCCGUGCAGUGCAAGGUGUUCAAUUGCUCCGACGGCCUGGACUACAAGGCCAUGGGCAAGUUCUUCAAGGGAUUGGCCUCGUGCGGUGCCUGGGCGUGCUUCGAUGAGUUCAAUCGAAUCGAGCUGGAAGUACUCUCCGUGGUGGCACAACAAAUCCUGCUUAUUAUUCAAGCGGUGCGCGCCAAUGCCACCAAGUUCAUGUUCGAGGGCACAGAGUUGACGCUGAAUCCCGCCUGCUACGUUUGCAUCACCAUGAAUCCCGGCUAUGCCGGCCGAUCCGAACUGCCGGAUAAUUUGAAAGUGCUCUUCCGGUCUGUGGCCAUGAUGGUGCCGGAUUAUGCCAUGAUCGGGGAGAUCUCACUGUACUCCUAUGGAUUCGUGGAUGCCCGAAAGCUGGCCGUAAAGAUUGUGACAACCUACAGACUUUGUUCGGAGCAGUUGUCCAGCCAGAAUCACUAUGAUUACGGCAUGCGAGCCGUCAAGACGGUGCUCUCCGCCUGCGGUAACAUCAAAAAGCAGUAUCCGGACGAGGUGGAGGACAUUCUGCUGUUGCGCAGUCUGAUCGACGUGAAUCUUCCAAAGUUCCUCUCGUUCGAUGUUCCCCUGUUCGAGGGCAUCAUCUCGGACAUCUUCCCGGGCAUCAAGUUGCCCCACAUCGACUACUCCCUGGUGGAAACGGAGUUCAAGCGCGUCUGUUUGGAGGAGGUUUUGGAGCCUGCUCCCAGUUUUCUACUCAAGGUCAUUCAGACGUAUGAAAUGAUUAUCGUCAGGCACGGAUUUAUGCUGGUGGGGGAACCGCUGGCGGGAAAGUCCAAAACGCUUCAGGUCCUGGCCAAGGUCAUGUCCGCUCUGAAGAUUAAGGCACCGCAGAAAAGUAUAUACUUUCAACACGUUCAAAUGGGCAUCAUGAACCCUAAGUCCAUUACCAUGAACCAGCUGUACGGCUCUUUCGAUCCCAUUUCGUAUGAGUGGACGGACGGCCUGGUUGCCAAGAUCUUCCGUGACUUUGCCAUGACGCCCACGCCGGAUAGAAAAUGGGUCAUUUUUGAUGGACCCGUGGAUGCCGUUUGGAUUGAGAACAUGAACACGGUGCUGGACGACAACAAGAAGCUGUGCCUGACCAGCGGCGAGGUGAUCACCAUGAGCAACGAGAUGUCGAUGGUGUUCGAGGUAAUGGAUCUGGCCCAGGCCUCGCCGGCCACCGUGUCCCGAUGCGGGAUGAUCUACAUGGAGCCCUCGACGCUGGGAUGGCGCUCCUUCGCCAAGAGCUGGCUGAAGAAGGCCGAUCCUCGCUGGGCGGAUGAGGAGGGGGUGCCUUAUGUGAUGGCCCUGCUGCAGUGGCUUCUGCCGCCCUGCCAAACGUUUGUUAGGCGAUAUUGCAGUCAGUUCAUUAAGCCCGGGGAGUUCAACUGCAUGCUAACCCUCUUCGACCUGUUCGACAUGCAGAUCGCGGAGGCGAUUGAAGAGAAUCCGGAGGACUACCAGAAGUACAUCCAGAGCUACUUCCAGGCCGCCAUUCUGUUCGCUCUGAUUUGGGGAGUUGGCGGAGUACUGGACACUGCUUCCCGAGAGAAGUUCGAUGUGUUCGUAAAGAAACUUUGGGACAGCGAUCCUCCGCCGCCGGAACCGCUGGGCAAGAUGGAGAUAACUCCGCCCACGGAGGGCCUGCUGGUGGACUACGUCUUUCUGUACAAACAGCGAGGAGCCUGGCGCUACUGGCCGGAUCUUGCCAAGCGCAUGGACGUGGAGGAGACCAAGACAGGGGUAAUAGUGCCCACCGUGGAUACGGCUCGUUAUAUUCACCUGCUGAAGAUGCACGUGGAGCACAAGAAGCGAAUGCUGCUGGUUGGACCGACGGGUACCGGAAAGACGGUCUACAUACAGAACUACCUGAUGAACAAGCUGGAUAAGGAGGUGUUCGAGACGGGAUUCAUCACCUUCACUGUAAUGAUCUCAGCCAACCAGUGCCAGGAGCUGCUCAUAUCUAAACUGCAGAAGUGGAAGCGAGGCAUCUACGGCCCGCCGAAGGGAAUGCAAAGUGUGCUCUUCGUGGACGACAUGAACAUGCCGGUGAAGGAGGUUUACGGUGCACAGCCUCCCCUGGAGCUGCUGCGCCAGUUCUUCGACUAUGGCCAUGUGUAUGACCUGAAGGAUAGCUCAAAGGUCUAUAUCCACAACGUACUGAUCAUGGCCGCAUGUGGCCUGCCCGGCGGCAGUCGACAGGAUGUCUAUGCCCGCUUCCUGAACCACUUCAACGUUUAUUCCAUCAACACGUUCAGUGACGAUAGUAUGUUCCGCAUAUUCCUGAAUGUGGCGUUGAAUGGCUUCCGGCGUUGUGGGCACGGACAGGAUGUGUUCGUCGUGACCAAUCAGAUAGUGAGUGCCACGCAGAGCAUCUACAAGAGCGUGCAGUCGGAGAUACGGGCUACUCCGUCCAAGUCCCACUACAUAUUCAACCUAAGGGACAUGUCCCGCGUGAUUACUGGAUGCACUCUGGUGCGGAAGGAGUCGGUCUCGGACAAAAAAAUGUUCGUGCGGGUCUGGUACCACGAGGCCAUGCGAGUUUUUUACGAUCGCCUGGUGGACGAUGUGGAUCGCAAAUGGAUGUUUGAGAAGCUAAACGAGUGCCUGAAGGCGAAUUUCAAGGACAAGGUGGAGACCAUCUUCGAUCGAUAUUGCGUCCCGGGACAAGACGAGCAGGUGUUCACCAUGGAGGCAGCCAGUAGCGUCAUGUUUGGCGUUUAUUUCGACGAGGACAGCACGCCGGAUGAGCGGCGCUACGAGGAAGUGCCCAGCAUGGAGGUCUUCCUAAACCUGGCGCUGGCCAGCCUAGAUGACUACAAUUCGACUCGCCGCAACAAAAUGGACAUCACGCUGUUCACCUUUGCGCUGCAGCAUCUGAACCGCAUUUGCCGCAUCAUUUCGAUUCAGGGAGCUAGUGCCCUGAUCAUUGGGCUGGGUGGAUCUGGACGCCAGUCGCUGACCAAGUUGGCCACCAACAUGGUGCAGACAUCGUUCUUCCAGCCGGAGAUAACCAAGAAUUAUGGGGCCAACGAUUGGCACGACGACAUCAAGGCGAUCCUGAAGGAGGCGGGUGGAAUGAACAAGCACACAACAUUCCUGAUAACCGAAAACCAGAUCAAAAUGGAGCUCUUUCUGCAGGACAUAGACUGCCUGCUGAACCAGGGCGAGGUACCCAACAUAUUCCCGAUCGACGAGAAGCAGGAGGUGCUGGAGUUGGUGCGACUGGCGGCACAGGGAGGCAAUCGCAACAUCGAUGUCUCGGCGCUGCAGGUCUUCUCCUUCUUUGUGGACCGCUGCAAGCAGAAGCUGCACAUGAUCCUCAGCUUUUCACCCAUUGGGGAUGCCCUCAGGACUCGAGUCCGUUUGUAUCCCUCGCUGGUAAACUGCUGCACCAUCGAUUGGUACGACAGCUGGCCGGAGGAGGCCCUGUCGAUGAUAGCCAAGAUGUCGCUGGUGGAUGUCAAUGUGCCAAGCGAGGACAUCAAACUGGCCAUCAUGGACACCUGCCAGUACUUCCACAUGACGGCGGCGCGAGCGACGCGCGCCUUUUGCCAGAUGACCGGGCGUCACAUCUACCAGACGAACGCCUCCUUCAUCGAACUGAUCCGCUCCUUCCAAACGCUCAUUUACCGGAAGCAGAGCGAAACGAUGCUGGCCAAGAUGCGUUACAUUGGUGGCCUGGAUACGCUGGCCCAGGCAGCAGCAGCCAUUUCGAUUAUGCAGCGGGAUCUGAAUGCCCUGCAGCCCAAGUUGGUGGCCUUGGCGGAGGCAUCGCGCAAGAUGAUGCUGGAGAUCAACAAGGAAACGCUGGCCGCCAGUGCCGCCGCCGAGCAGGUGAAACGGGACGAGGAGGUGGCCUCCGUGCAGGCCGAGGCAGCCCAAGUGCUGAAGCAGGAUUGCGAACGAGAUCUUGCCAAGGCCAUUCCCGUUCUGGAGGAUGCCCUGGCUGCCCUGAACACUUUGAAACCGGCGGACAUAACGCUGGUCAAGUCGAUGAAGAAUCCGCCGCCAGUGAUAAAGCUGGUGAUGGCCGCCGUCUGUGUGAUCAAGGGUAUUCCGUCAGACCGCGUUCCGGAUCCAGCCUCUGGGAAAAUGGUCCAAGACUACUGGGGACCGAGCAAGCGGCUCCUGGGCGAGAUGAACUUCCUGCCGGCUCUCAAGGAGUUCGACAAGGACAAUAUUCCUGCGGAGAUCAUGAAGCGGAUCCGCAAGGAGUUCAUCCCCAACAAGGACUUCGACCCCAAGGUGGUGGCCAAGGCCUCGAGUGCGGCCAAGGGUCUGUGCCAGUGGAUCAUCGCCAUGGACAUGUACGACGAGGUGGCCAAGGUGGUGGCGCCCAAGAAGGCCAAGCUGGCUGGGGCGGAGAAGGAGUACGCCGACACGAUGGAGUUCCUGGCCGCGAAGAGGGCCCUGGCCCUCGCCUUGGAGGAGAAGGUGGCCCAGCUGAACAUCGAGUUGGACAAGGCCAACGCGGAGAUGCAAAAGACAGAGGAUCACGCCGAGAGCUGUCGCAACAAGCUGCUCCGGGCGGAGGCCCUCAUUGGCGGACUGGGAGGUGAGAAAUCGCGCUGGAACAAGGCGGCGGAGGAUCUGCAGGAACUGUACGACCACCUCCCCGGUGAUGUGCUCAUCUCGUGUGGGAUCAUCGCCUACCUGUCGGCCGUGAAUCUGCAGUACCGCUCGGAUUGCGUCAAGGACUGGUUCAAAAAGGUUAAGGACCUGAAGAUUCCCUGCUCCGACCACUAUUCUAUUUCAGAAGUACUUGGCCUGGAGGUCACCAUUCAGAACUGGCAGCUGGACGGACUGCCCAACGACGAGUUUUCCAGCGAGAACGCCAUUAUCUCGGCCAAUUCCAGCCGGUACAGCUUGUUCAUCGAUCCCCAGGCUCAGGCCAACAACUGGCUGAAGAAUAUGGAGCGCAAGAACCGGCUGAACUGCGUCAAGUUCAACCAGAGCAAUUACAUGAGGGUGAUUGCCGAGGCACUCGAGUACGGAACACCGGUGAUAAUCGAAAAUGUUCAGGAGGAGCUGGAGGUGCCGCUCGAUCCCAUUCUGAUGCGACAGACCUUCAUGCAGGGCGGUGUCAAGCACAUCAGCUUGGGCGAGACAGUUGUGCCGGUCAAUCCGAACUUCCGGCUGUACAUGACCUGCAACCUCCGCAAUCCGCACUUUCUGCCGGAGACCUUUAACAAGGUGACAGUGAUAAACUUUGCUCUCACCCAGAACGCUCUGAUGGAUCAGCUUCUCAGCAUUGUGGUGGCCAAGGAGCGUCCCGAUUUGCAGGAGCUUCGGAUCACGCUCACCACGGAGGCGGCGGCCAAUAAGGGAGCUCUCCGGGAUGCGGAGAAUAUGAUUCUGAAGACGCUUAGCGCCGGUGGCGACAUCCUGGAGAACGAGGCGGCGAUUCAGAUCCUGGCGGAUUCCAAAGGACUGUCCAAGGAUAUUGUAGAGAAACAGGAGGCGGCCAAGGAGACGGUGGCCAAGAUCGAGGCCUUUCGGCUGAACUACAAGCCCGUGGCAGUGCAUUCUUCCAUAUUGUACUACUCGAUUACGGAUCUGCCCAACAUCGAUCCCAUGUACCAGUUCUCCCUCAAUUGGUACAUCAACCUGUACAUGUAUUCCAUAGAAACGGCCAACAAGUCCAAGGACCUGCCGCGGCGCAUUAAGUUCCUGGUGGAUGGCUUUACUCGCAAUCUGUACAACAACGUGUGCCGCUCCAUCUUCGAGAAGGACAAGCUGCUCUACUCCUUCAUCCUCACCGCCCGCAUACUGCUGGGCACGGGUCAGGUGGAGAUGCGGCACUUUGCCCACCUGGUCACCAACGCCAAGGAGUCCACGAACAUACCCCCCAAUCCGGAUCCCAGCUGGAUAACAGAGACUGUGUGGCUCAAUGUGCUCCGCUUGGAGGAGCUCAAGGAGCUGCGCGGCAUCGUGGAACACUUCAAGAGUCACCUGGCCGCCUGGCAGGCGAUUUACGACCACUUUUCGCCGGAGAAGCAACCGCUUCCGCCUCCAUGGCAGGAUAAGACGACCGCCUUCGAAAAGAUCAUUGUCUUAAAGGCCCUGCGGCCCGACUCCGUUUUCCUGGCGGUGCGCAUCUUCAUCGCCGAGUGCAUCGGGGAUCAGUAUGUCACUCCGCCGGAGUUCGACAUUUCCAAGUCGUAUGCUGACUCCACGGCGCUCACCCCGCUGGUGUUCAUUCUCUCGCCCGGAGCAGACCCACUGGGCUCUCUGCUGGCCUUCGCCGAGAAGAUGGGCCAGGAGGAGACCUUCCAGAGCAUCUCGCUGGGCCAGGGACAAGGUCCGAUUGCCACGGCGCUGAUCAAGAACGCCCAGGAGAUGGGCUACUGGGUGUGCCUGCAGAACUGUCAUCUGGCCGCUUCAUGGAUGCCCUAUUUGGAGUACCUCUGGGAGAAUAUGGACACCUUCAACACCACGCCCAACUUCCGAAUCUGGCUGACCGCUUAUCCAACGCCCCAAUUCCCGGUCACCAUCCUACAGAACGGCGUGAAGAUGACUAAUGAACCGCCGACCGGACUCAAGGAGAACCUGAUGCGUUCGUAUAACUCGGAGCCCAUUAACGACUACGAGUUCUACACGGGCUGUGCCAAGCAGGAUCGCGCCUUUACCCGGCUGCUCUACGGGAUUUGCUUCUUCCACGCCGUUGUCCAGGAGCGCCGGAAGUACGGUCCAUUGGGCUGGAACAUUGCCUACGGAUUCAACGAGUCUGAUCUGCAGAUCUCUGUGCUGCAGCUGAGCAUGCUGCUGAACCAGUAUGACCAUGUGCCCUACGACGCCAUCUCGUAUCUGACCAGCGAGUGCAACUACGGCGGAAGGGUCACGGAUAACUGGGAUCGCCGAUUGAUUGUGACGAUCCUGGCGGACUUCUGCAACGCCCAGGCGGUGUCGGACAACCGCUAUAGGUUUGCCAGCGACGACCGCUACAUCCUGCCGCGAAAGACGGAGCACCGCGAGAUCCUGCGGUAUCUGGACGAGAACCUCCCCUCGCUGGCUCCGCCCGAGGUCUAUGGUCUGCAUGCCAACUCCGGCAUAACGCGGGAUCUGCAGACGACCAAGACGCUGCUCGACUCGAUGAUUCUAUUGCUGGGCAGUGAGGCGGCGGGAUCCGCCGGGGCAGGAGUAAGUGUGGAACAGAUCAUCCUUAACACGAUCAAGCAGAUCGAGAGCGAGAUGCCGCCGGACAUGGACAUCGAGGCGGCGGCAGAGAAGUACCCAGUGGACUACAACGAGUCCAUGAACACGGUCGUGGUGCAGGAGAUGGAGCGCUUUCUUAAGCUCCAGAAGGAGAUCCGCGGCAGCUGCCGAGAUCUGGCCAUGGGCAUCAAGGGUAUAAUCGUAAUGACGCCUGAUCUGGAGAACGUGAUGACAGCGAUGAAGUUCAACCGCAUUCCAACCAAGUGGAUGUCCAAGUCGUACCCGUGCCUGAAGCCACUCGGUUCCUAUGUCCAGGAUCUGUACAAGCGGCUCAACUGGCUUCACGACUGGCACCACCACGGCAAGCCGCCCACCUUCUGGCUUUCCGGGUUCUUCUUCACGCAGGCCUUCCUCACCGGCGCCAUGCAGAACUUCGCGCGGAAGUACAAGAUCCCCAUCGACACGCUGACCUUUGAUUACGACGUGCUCAAGGUGGAGACGAAAGCGACGCCGCCAGAUGAUGGGGUGUACUGCAAUGGGCUGUUCCUGGAGGGAGCACGCUGGGAGUGGCGGGAGAACACGCUGGUGGAGCAGUUCCCCAAAAUCCUCAUCUAUGCCAUGCCCGUGAUCUUCUUCCGGCCAGUGGGACUCGCCGAAGUGGUCGAGGGCUCGCGCUACCGCUGUCCGCUCUACAAGACUGGCGAGCGCAAGGGCACGUUGUCCACGACGGGUCACUCCACGAACUACGUGGUGCCGCUGCUGCUAAACACACAUGUCAAGGCUUCGCACUGGGUCAAACGGAGCGUGGCCCUCAUCUGCCAGACCAGCGACUGAGCUCCUACGGGAGCCACCACUGCAUUGUUUGUGUUUAAACUAUUCCUACAUUAUGCACAAUUUUCUGUUAACUUUUCAAAACACAUUUUAAGAAUUAUGUUAAAAACAUAUGUAUACUACCAUCUUGAAAGACUGUUCAUAAUAAUUCCCUGGAGAUUAAGGAACACAACCUUGUAUAUUUAUAACUAAUAAUAAUAUAUUUUAAACAUGCAAAGUUGUGUUAUUUAAUGUCCAGGUAAUUGACUAUGGACUUACAAAUUAUAAAUGUGAACUAAGAUUUGACAUGAAAUCAGAAAGCUUCUAGAUUAUUACAGCUUAUUACAUUUAAAGACAUUUUAU
Drosophila rhopaloa is the source of this 12297-nucleotide messenger RNA. It is a transcript of the gene Dhc62B, whose product is annotated as dynein axonemal heavy chain 12. The coding region runs from base 64 to 11958 and encodes 3964 amino acids. Gene Ontology annotation, cellular component: dynein complex. NCBI's taxonomy places the organism in Eukaryota, Metazoa, Arthropoda, Insecta, Diptera, Drosophilidae. Gene Ontology annotation, molecular function: dynein intermediate chain binding; ATP hydrolysis activity; ATP binding. The record is from RefSeq and is a predicted model, not a curated record. Gene Ontology annotation, biological process: microtubule-based movement. The transcript has 10 exons.